Pezoporus occidentalis (night parrot) is the source of this 3325-nucleotide messenger RNA. It is a transcript of the gene HDAC5, whose product is annotated as histone deacetylase 5. The record is from RefSeq and is a predicted model, not a curated record. Bases 24 to 3188 code for a protein of 1054 amino acids. NCBI's taxonomy places the organism in Eukaryota, Metazoa, Chordata, Aves, Psittaciformes, Psittacidae. The transcript is spliced from 27 exons. Gene Ontology annotation, molecular function: histone deacetylase activity. Gene Ontology annotation, biological process: negative regulation of transcription by RNA polymerase II.
GUGACGGCGAGUGACGUCACCGAAUGUUGUUGUCGGGGCGGGCGGGGCCGCGCGGCAAAGAUGGAGGAGGGGCGGCGGCGCGCGCGCGGGGCGGGCAGCGGCCAGGGCUCCCGUUCCCCGCGGGCGCAGUCCUGGCGCUGACGGCACCACCGGAGCGCGGCCCCCCCGGCACCAUGGAGCCCCCGAGUGAUGCAGAGGGGGGGUCUGGCCAUGAGCCUUCCCUGGAGCUCCUGUCCCACACCCAGCUCCUGCCGGGCCCAGGGCCGGAGGCGCCGGGGCCGGUGCUGGCGGCGGCGGCGCGGGAGCGGCAGCUGCAGCGGGAGCUGGAGGCCCUGAGGCAGCAGCAGCAGCUCCAGAAGCAGCUCCUGUUCGCCGAGUUCCAGAAGCAGCACGAGCACCUCACGCGCCAGCACGAGGCGCAGCUCCAGAACCACCUCAAGCAGCAGCAGCAGGAGGCUCUGGCCGCGCGCCGGCAGCAGGAGCUGGAGCAGCAGCGGCAGCGGGAGCGGCAGGAGCUGGAGCAGCAGCGCCUGGAGCAGCUGCGCAAGGACCGCGGCCGGGACAGCGCCAUCGCCAGCACGGAGGUGAAGCUGAAGCUCCAGGAGUUCCUGCUCAGCAAAACGAAGGAGCCGGGCACGGCCCCCCCCAACCAUUCCCUCCCCCAGCACCCCACUUGUUGGGCCCAUCACACGUCGUUGGACCAGAGCUCCCCCCCCCAGACGGGCAGCCCCGGGACCCCCCCAUCCUAUCGCCCCCCCCUGCUUGGGACGUACGAUUCCCGGGAUGAUUUCCCGCUCCGCAAGACCGCGUCGGAGCCCAACCUGAAGGUCCGCUCCCGGCUGAAGCAGAAGGUGGCCGAGCGCCGGAGCAGCCCCUUGCUGCGCAGGAAGGACGGAGCCGUGCUCAGCGCCUGCAGGAAGAGAACCGUGGAGAUCACGGUGUGCUCCGUGAGCAGCAGCAGCAGCGCCCCCGGCUCCGGGCCCAGCUCCCCCAACAGCUCCCCCAGUGCCGAGAACGGGCUCACGGGCUCCGUGCCCAACAUCCCCGCGCAGCAGCUCCUGCCGCAGCCCCGGCCGCUGCCCCUCGAUGCCGUGCCCCAGCUCAGCCUCUACACGUCCCCGUCGCUGCCCAACAUCUCCCUGGGGCUGCCGGGGCCCGGCCCCCCUCUCCCUGUGGAGCCCGAGCGCGCCCCCCCCGCGCUGCGCCCCGCGCUGCCCGCGCAGCUCCUGAGCGCCCCCUCGCUGCUGGCGGGGGGAGCGGCCCUGGACGGGGACCCCGCGGCCGGCCCCGGGUCGCUGCUGCAGCGGGUGCUGCUGCUGGAACAGGCGCGGCAGCAGAGCGGGCUCCUGGCGGUCCCGAUCCACGCCCGCCCCGCGCUGGGCCCCGGUGACCGCGCGGGCUCCGUGCGGGCGGUGCCGAAGCUGCCGCGGCACCGGCCCCUCAGCCGCACGCAGUCGUCCCCGCUGCCCCAGAGCCCGCAGGCGCUGCCCCACGGCGCCCUCCAGCACCACUUCCUCGACAAGCAGCAGGUCCCGCUCGGCAAGCUGCUGCCCAAGGCUGGGGAGCUCCCGCGGCCCCCCCCCACGCACCGCGAGGAGACAGAGGAGGAGCUGACGGAGCAGCAGUCGCCCCCCCCGCAGGACCAGGAGCCCUCCCCGCUGCCCUCGGACCCCCCCCGGGACCCUGAGGAGCCGGGAGGCAGCGGGGACGAGCCCGAUGGCCCCGAGCUGGGGGGCCCCUUCCAGCAGAUGCUUCCUGAGGCGCCGGUGCCGCUGUUCCCAGGCCCCCCCCCGGCACUGCUGGCGCUGCCGCACCCGGCGCUCGCCCGCACGCACUCGUCCCCCCCCAGCACCCAGCCCCUCCAGCCCGACGGGGGCCCCCAGCUCCGCUUCAGCACAGGGCUGGUGUACGACACCUUCAUGCUGAAGCACCAGUGCACGUGCGGGAACACCAACAUCCACCCGGAGCACGCCGGCCGCAUCCAGAGCAUCUGGUCCCGGCUGCAGGAGACGGGGCUGCUGGGCAAGUGCGAGCGCAUCCGGGGCAGGAAGGCGACGCUGGAGGAGAUCCAGACGGUGCACUCGGAGCACCACGCGCUGCUCUAUGGCACCAGCCCCCUCAACCGCCAGAAGCUCGACAGCAAGAAGCUGCUGGGUCCCAUCACCCAGAAGACGUACGCGGUGCUGCCAUGCGGCGGCAUCGGGGUGGACAGCGACACGGUGUGGAACGAGCUGCACUCGCCCAGCGCCGUGCGCACGGCCGUGGGCUGCCUGCUCGAGCUUGCCUUCAAGGUGGCGGCCGGGGAGAUCCAGAACGGCUUCGCUGUCAUCCGCCCACCGGGGCACCACGCUGAGGAGUCCACGGCCAUGGGCUUCUGCUUCUUCAACUCGGUGGCCAUCUCGGCCAAGCUGCUGCAGCAGAAGCUCAGCGUGAGCAGGAUCCUCAUCGUGGACUGGGACAUCCACCACGGCAAUGGCACCCAGCAGGCGUUCUACAGCGACCCGGCCGUGCUCUACAUCUCCCUGCACCGUUACGACGAUGGCAACUUCUUCCCUGGCAGCGGCGCCCCUGAGGAGGUGGGCAGCGGAAUGGGGGUGGGCUUCAACAUCAACAUCGCCUGGACCGGGGGGGUGGACCCCCCCAUUGGGGAUGUGGAAUAUCUGACUGCCUUCAGGACCGUGGUGAUGCCGGUGGCCAGCGAGUUCUGCCCGGAGCUGGUGCUGGUCUCAGCCGGGUUCGACGCCGUUGAGGGGCACCUCUCACCCCUGGGGGGCUACUCCGUGAGCGCCAAGUGCUUCGGGCACCUCACGAAGCAGCUGAUGAUGCUGGCGGGGGGACGCGUGGUGCUGGCGCUCGAGGGGGGGCACGACCUCACCGCCAUUUGUGACGCCUCCGAGGCCUGCGUGAGCGCCCUGCUGGGCUUGGAGCUGGAGCCGCUGGACCCGUCCUUGCUGCAGCAGAAACCGAACGUGAACGCGGCGGCCGCGCUGGAGAAAGUCAUCGAGAUCCAGAGCCGGCACUGGGGCUCUCUGAAGCGUGGGGGGGCCCCGUGGCUCAGCGCUGGGGGGGACGCGGAGGCAGAGGCGCUCUCGGCCAUGGCCCAGCUCUCGGUGGGGGCAGAGCAGGGGAGCGGCGACACCAGGCCCAGGCCAGCCGAGGAGCCGAUGGAGGCAGAGCCCGCGCUGUGACCGAGCAAACCCCAGGAAUCCCCAAAAACCACCUGGAAAACCGCAGAAAAAGACAAAAAAAAAGUGGGAAUUGGGCAGAAAAGUGGGAAAAAAAAAGAGGAAAAUAUUUUCUUUUUCUAUUAAAAAAGGCAGAAAAG